CGGUUAGAUUUUGGCGGUUGAAUGUCUCGUGUGUUUUUACAUGAAAUUCGAUUUUUUGUCUCAUUUAUUAUCAUUUUCAAUUUGCAUUCGUUUUCAAACAUGGAACCAUCAUCAUCAUCAUCAUCACAACAAUCCAACAAUGUUGAAGUUGAAGUUGAAGAUAAAAAGCUUGAAGAUUAUGAUAUCGGUAAGCCACUUGGACGAGGAAAAUUUGGCCGUGUUUAUCUUGCCCGAACUAAAAAAGAACAUUUUUUUGUGGCAUUGAAAACAUUGUUCAAAGAACAAUUACGAAAAGACAAUAUGGCCCAUCAAUUACGGCGUGAAAUUGAAAUUCAAUUUCGUCUACAACAUAAAAAUAUAUUGCGGUUAUAUGAUUAUUUCGAUGAUGAACAUCGUAUUUUUCUUGUGCUUGAAUAUGCACCACGUGGUGAAUUGUAUGAAAAAUUGAAAAAAGUCGGUAGAUUUGAUGAUAUGAAAGCGGCCACUUACAUUAGGCAAAUGAUUGCGGCAUUGAAAUUUUGCCAUGAAAAUAAUGUUAUCCAUCGUGAUAUAAAACCGGAAAAUAUUCUUCUCGGUUAUCAUGGUGAAUUGAAAAUUUCCGAUUUUGGCUGGUCAGUACAUGCACCAUCACAACGACGGAAUACAAUGUGUGGUACAAUUGAUUAUCUACCACCGGAGAUCGUUCUACGACAGCGAUAUGAUCAUAAUGUCGAUAUAUGGUGUUUAGGUGUAUUGACAUAUGAAUUUCUUUGUGGUCGUCCGCCAUUUGAAUCGGCCGAUAUGCAGACAACUUAUGAUCACAUUACUCAUGUAAAAUUUUCCUAUCCCAAUUAUGUUAGUGAUUUGGCCAAAGAUUUCAUAUCAAAAUUAUUGAUAUUUAAACCGGAAAAUCGAAUGCAAUUAAUUGAAGCUGAAAAACAUGAUUGGAUCAAACAAUUUGCCAUCACAGAAGAUGAUGUAAAUUAUCGAUGCUCAAAUUGUGGUGUUGCCAAAUUUGUUUGACAUUAAUAUUCAUAUUUCAUAUGUGAUCAAAUAUUCGAAAAAUUCUUUUUUAUUAUUAUUAUAUCGAUAGAUACAAAUUACAUUUACGAAAAAAAAACUGAAAAUAAAACCAAUUGAUAAUCUAAUUUAUUAUCUCUGUAUAUA
Molecule: messenger RNA, 1146 nt
Organism: Dermatophagoides farinae (American house dust mite)
Lineage: Eukaryota; Metazoa; Arthropoda; Arachnida; Sarcoptiformes; Pyroglyphidae
Product: aurora kinase C
Biological process (GO): protein phosphorylation
Molecular function (GO): ATP binding; protein kinase activity
Source: RefSeq, a predicted model, not a curated record